Molecule: messenger RNA, 736 nt
Organism: Megalops cyprinoides (Indo-Pacific tarpon)
Lineage: Eukaryota; Metazoa; Chordata; Actinopteri; Elopiformes; Megalopidae
Gene: gnrh2
Product: gonadotropin-releasing hormone 2
Exons: 4
Coding region: 221-484 (87 amino acids)
Biological process (GO): multicellular organism development
Cellular component (GO): extracellular region
Molecular function (GO): hormone activity
Source: RefSeq, a predicted model, not a curated record
CAGCCUCAGAACAUCAUCACAUCACCACAGAACCAACUGAACAGGAGAGGCUCUAAGAGGCAAUUGCAGGUGCUUAGCCAGUGUAACAGAAGACAUCGAGAUAAAACAGACUUGCCGAACAACAGGCAGAAGAAAAGUAACAGAGAGACUGAAUAAGUUGGACAGAUCUCUUCAAGGGCAUUCUAUAAGGUUUUCAUCCUUUCUUUCUUUAGCUCCAGGGAUGGUGAACGUGGGUAAGCUGGUGCUACUUCUGGGGGUGCUGCUGUGUCUGGGGGCCCAGCUCUCCCUCUCUCAGCACUGGUCCCAUGGCUGGUACCCCGGGGGCAAGCGGGAGCUGGACUCACUCACAACCUCUGAGAUUUCAGAAGAGAUUAAACUCUGUGAGGGAGGAGAGUGCAGCUACCUGAGGCCCCAGCGGAAAAGCAUCUUAAAGAACAUUCUGCUGGACGCACUGGCCCGAGAAUUCCAGAGGAAAAGGAAGUGACAUCACCCUACCUGUGCUUCUUUCAAAACUCACCUGUGUCCAGGAUGGACGAGUCAAUCUACCAGGGACUGCUAGAUCCAGUGGGCUGGCACAAUCCUGCAGUCAACUUCCGUCACCCUUGGUCUGCUUGUUUUCCCAUCAAUAGCUUUUCAUAUUUUCUGCUGUUGUCUAUCCUUCACAUUGAAUUUUCUUCAACACAGUAUUCAGUUCCUUCUGCUUUUGCACUGUGUAUGUACCCCUAAGUCAUCCUCC